Molecule: messenger RNA, 1017 nt
Organism: Zychaea mexicana
Lineage: Eukaryota; Fungi; Mucoromycota; Mucoromycetes; Mucorales; Lichtheimiaceae
Product: xylose reductase
Exons: 5
Coding region: 1-1017 (338 amino acids)
Cellular component (GO): cytosol
Molecular function (GO): aldose reductase (NADPH) activity
Source: RefSeq, a predicted model, not a curated record
AUGCCAAAAGACUACUUGGUAUUGGAUCGUUCAGGAGAUAAAAUGCCCUUGGUGGGCUUUGGCACCUGGAAAAUUACCGAUGAACAAGCAGAAGAUACCAUUUACCAGGCUAUCAAGGCUGGAAAUAGACUGAUUGAUACUGCUGCUGUCUAUGGAAACGAACGAGGCGUCGGACGCGCUAUUACCAAAGCUAUCCAGGACGGCACCGUGACACGCAAGGAAAUGUUUGGUAAAAUACUAUCUGCUUACAUAUCUGAGAUGAUGGCAACACAAGUGGUCACCAAGUUAUGGAACGCAUACCACCAUAAGGAUAACGUGCGUCCCGCGUUCAACAAGCAAUUAAGAAGCUUAGGCUUGGAUUAUGUUGACCUAUACCAUAUUCACUGGCCAAUUCCCACCAGAAAGACGAAAGCAUACGACACAUAUCCGCCUCCGGGGUUCUCUGCAUCAAAUGGUGUAAUGGAAACCGAACGGUCGUCCUUACACGACUGUUAUCGUGAGCUGGAAAAACUAGUAGACGAUGGAUUGGUUCGGAAUAUUGGUAUUUCAAACUUUAAUGUACAGCUGACGCUUGACCUGUUGACGUAUUGCAGAAUAAAACCUGCUGUUCUGCAAAUCGAACUUCAUCCAUACCUUCAACAAAAGCGGCUAGUGCAUUGGGUUCAAUCACAAGGCAUCCAGGUGACGGCCUAUUCAUCGUUUGGACCUGCAGCAUUCGAUAAUGUUACAGCUCAAGGCAAACAACUGGGCCCACUUUUGGAACACGACAAAAUUAAGCAGAUUGCCGACAAGCACGGCAAGACCACUGGUCAGGUAUUACUUCGAUGGUCAGUGGAGAGACCUGUAGCUGUCAUUCCGAAGAGUGCCAGUCCGGAUCGUAUGAAAUCCAACCACGAUCUGUUCUCUUGGUCGCUUGAUGACGAGGACCGUAAAGUUAUUAAUGGUAUGAACGUCAACUUUCGGUUUAACGACCUGGCCCAGGAUGUGUAUGGCUUUGAGCUUCCUCUCUUUGACUAG